Messenger RNA from Dichomitus squalens LYAD-421 SS1, 1935 nucleotides. RefSeq names its product guanine nucleotide binding protein beta subunit. Lineage: Eukaryota; Fungi; Basidiomycota; Agaricomycetes; Polyporales; Polyporaceae. The transcript has 5 exons. The record is from RefSeq and is a predicted model, not a curated record. Gene Ontology annotation, cellular component: nucleus; cytosol. Gene Ontology annotation, molecular function: translation regulator activity; protein kinase C binding; ribosome binding. Gene Ontology annotation, biological process: rescue of stalled cytosolic ribosome; positive regulation of protein phosphorylation. The coding region runs from base 46 to 984 and encodes 312 amino acids.
GACACCAACGCCGACGACGACGUGAACCAGCACUCGCCUAGCACCAUGGAAUCCCUUCGCUACCUCGGCUCGAUGGCCGGCCACAAGGGCUGGAUCACUGCCAUUGCCACCUCCUCAGAAAACCCUGACAUGAUCCUCACCGCGUCUCGUGACAAGACCAUCAUCGUCUGGCAGCUCACCCGUGACGAGGAUCAAUACGGUUACCCGAAACGCAUCCUCCACGGCCACAACCACUUCGUCUCCGACGUUGUCAUCUCCUCCGACGGCCAAUUCGCUCUCUCCUCGUCGUGGGAUCACACGCUCCGUCUGUGGGAUCUGAACACUGGCAAUACUACCCGUCGCUUCGUCGGCCAUACCUCCGAUGUCCUCUCCGUCAGCUUCUCUGCCGACAACCGUCAGAUUGUCUCUGGUUCGCGCGACAGGACAAUCAAGCUGUGGAACACCCUCGGUGAGUGCAAGUACGACAUCAAGGAUGACGGCCACACCGAGUGGGUAUCGUGUGUGCGCUUCAGCCCCAAUGUCUUGAAUCCCGUCAUUGUCUCUUGCGGAUGGGACAAGGUCGUAAAGGUCUGGGAGCUUUCGAAGUUCAAGCUCAAGACCAACCACUACGGUCAUACCGGCUACAUCAACACCGUCUCUGUCUCGCCUGACGGUUCCCUCGCUGCGUCCGGCGGCAAGGACGGCAUCACCAUGCUGUGGGACCUUAACGAGGGCAAGCACCUCUACUCCCUUGAGGCUGGCGACGUUGUCAACGCCCUUGUGUUCUCUCCCAACCGCUACUGGCUCUGCGCGGCGACCGCGUCCUGCAUCAAGAUCUUCGAUCUUGAGAGCAAAUCCAUCGUCGAUGAUCUAAAGCCGGACUUCGCUCAGAGCCCUAAUGCACGCGAGCCUGAGUGUGUCUCUAUCGCCUGGUCUGCUGACGGCCAGACGCUGUUCGGUGGCUUCACUGACGACCUCGUCCGUGUGUGGACCGUCGUCUCAUGAGCCGUUCAUGCCUUCUCUUCAUGACGAUCUAUACGGCGUACCUUAUUUCCUUCACGAGAAAAGUGCACGGGCGCACUGCUGGUCAGCAGGCCACAUUCACAUUUUGGGGGACGAUGAUUGUAUGUACGCUCAGCGGGAUGUGUGUUCUCUUCGCGCUCUACUGCAGUAGCCCCAAAAUUCAAGCUUUGCUUCGCACAUCCACAUUAAUAUUCGGAGCUGCACGAGAGAAGCAGAAUCUUGCGAUCUAUCUGACGGUCCAUAUACAGUCAGAGGAUGAGCAUCAUGCAUGCACCUUCCCUGCCUGUACGCCACCGGCUAACAAGGAUGGAGAUAAAUACGACAGUAACGUCCAUUCCGUUCGAUGCAUGCCAACAUAGCGUACGAGAAUGCACCAUCCCUCCUCUCGUUCCCCACCAGAGUGUCCGCCCGUCCGGUGAAAACCCCAUACAUGUGGGGAGAUCUCUACGGUCCCAAGCAAACCGAACACAGGUAAUCAACGGCCAAUCUGCGACCUUAUGCAGUCGUAACCUCGAGUGUUCGCCCGAAGCGAGGUCGCAUUGCAACUUCGAGGCCUGCAGUCUACUCGAGUCAUCCAAAGCACUUAGAGUCACGGACUGAAGUAGAAGCUGCAACCUGUCAGUCCAAGGGUCUUCUGGGGUUGCUACGUUGACUUUGGGCAUGUAGGGCGAGUUGCCGUCGUAUCCUGCGAGCGUGUGGCCCCGCGCCUCCGCAACGCAAGGGGGACCAAAGUCCCGCGUGCAGGGCGUGAAAUCGACCGCGUGGUGCAUAUCCAGCGAACGUCCCGCAAGCAACGCAUGGCCCGACUCUACGCUCUGCCCGGAACUGCAAUACCUCGAACGUCUGUGCGUCCCGGACCUCAUGAUAGAGUGCCCUGUGUGGUCGAGGUGCACGGAUAUGAGACGCCUGCCGUCAGAUGUCCAUCGGCAGUCG